Molecule: messenger RNA, 2456 nt
Organism: Dermacentor albipictus
Lineage: Eukaryota; Metazoa; Arthropoda; Arachnida; Ixodida; Ixodidae
Product: cytochrome P450 302a1, mitochondrial-like
Molecular function (GO): iron ion binding; monooxygenase activity; oxidoreductase activity, acting on paired donors, with incorporation or reduction of molecular oxygen
Source: RefSeq, a predicted model, not a curated record
GCCCGAUUGUCGUCGUCGUCCUCUCUUGCAGUGGCGUGCGCCGCCGUUGCCAUUUAGCGCUCCGCGAGAACUUGUGCUUUGUUUUUUUUUCUUUCCCGUUCGUGUAUUACUGUAUUCUCCCCCUCUUCUCCGCGUGGAUUCUUUCUUUAUUCUUAUUUGUGCCCAGUGAUAGCGGACGCCUGUGAACUCUGUCACAUCGAGCAACGCGAGAUCGGCGAAGAGAGUGUUCAACGCUUUCGUCGUCUCGGAACACCGAGGAAGAUAUCGUACAUUUCCAACCUUCAGUGAUUGGAUACCUUUCUUUGUUUUUUUUUUAAUUCUGCACUCCGACUGAGGAUUGGUAUGGAGGAGGUGCUUGUCUAGCUUCAAUUGACGGUGUGAGACAGGCCGCCUAGCGACCAUCUGUGAGAUGAGAUGCCUACGAAGGAGCCUCCUAUGCGCGGUGCAUCGGACUGGGUUCCGGGAGAACAGCUCGUUAGCCGCUGCGGCAGCCGAGAAGCAACGUCCCGUGGAGCACGAUGUGUGCCCCGUACACGGCGACAAGCUACAGCAGUUGCAAGGCAUCAGAAGCCGACCAGCCGGCGCUAUCAGCGACACCGCAAGGCCGUUCCACGAGAUUCCUGGCCCUAAACCAUUGCCGGUGAUCGGAAACAUCUGGAGAUACCUUCCACUUAUAGGCGAUAUGGACCUGACGCGGAUGCAUCGGAACGCGCAGAAGCUGCUCGACCGGUACGGGCCUCUGGUGCGAGAGGUGGUCGUGGGCGACCGCGUGGUCGUGCACGUGUUCGACCCGCGCGACAUGGAGCACGUGUUCCGCCACGAAGGGCGCUACCCGGCCCGGCUCUCGCACCGGGCGCUGCUCAAGUACCGUCGCGAGCGGCCGCACAUGUACAGCAGCGGAGGGCUGUUUCCUACGAAUGGCGAAGAGUGGUUCAGGCUACGGCACAUGUUCCAGAAGCCUCUCAUGCAACGGGACGCCAUGUCUGCCUACAUUGACGUCUUGCAAGAUGUCACCCUGGACGUCGCCAACCUGGUACGGCAAACGCGGGAUAGCAGAACGCUUGAAGUUGAAGACUUCCUCAAGGAGCUCUACCAGUGGGCCCUCGAAUGCACGGGAGUGCUGGCGUUGAACACAAGGCUGGGCUGCCUUCAGCGAGGUUUGAGCAGCGAGUCGGAGCAACAGCGGCUCGUGGAGGCUGCGUCGGAGACGCACCGCAUCAUCAUGGUCACGGAGAACGGGCUGCCUUUCUGGAAGUUCUGGAACACUCCCGCCUACCGGAAGCUGGUCCAGUCGCAGGACUUCAUGGCCAGUGUAGUCAGCAAGUACCUGGAGAGGAUGAAAGUGGCGGAUGAGAACGCCGAAACCGGAAGGGAGCUCACCGUGCUCGAAAAGUUCCUGUCUACGCCUGGAGCCGACCUCAAGGAUGUCUUCGCCAUGAUACUCGACAUGUUCCUAGCCGGCAUCGACACGACAGCGUACUCGACCACAUUUAUCCUCUACUACCUGGCAAGGAACCGGCGGUGUCAAGACAAGCUGGCCCUGGAGCUAGGAACGCUGCUUCCCACCAAAGACUCCAAGCUCACCAUGGAACAACUGCACGAGGCGGUGUACCUCAGAGCCUGUAUUAAGGAAAGUCUAAGACUAAGCCCCAUUGCGAUAGGCGUCGGCCGGGUUCUUCCAGAAGACAUCGUGCUCUCCGGAUACAAUGUUCCUGCAGGGACUGUGCUCAUCAUGCACAACCAAGUGGCCUGCCGCCAGGAGAGCAACUACCCGGAGCCCGACGCGUACUGGCCCGAGCGGUGGCUGAAGGAGCGCAGCGAGGGGGGCCGGGCGCACCCGUUCACUCUGCUGCCGUUCGGCUACGGACCACGGAUGUGCGUCGGCAAGCGCUUCGCCGAGACCGUCAUGUGCCUGCUCGUGGCCAGGAUCGUUCGCAACUUCGUCUUGGAGUACAAACACGAGGAUCUCGACUGCUUCACGCGGCUCAUCAACGUGCCAGACAAGCCGCUCAGGAUGACCUUCAUUGACAGAAAUUCAUGAGCCCCGAGCGCUAAACAUCCGUGCGGGGUUUUAAGGUUCUCCCAACGCUUCCUAAUGAGGAGAGCUUUUCGUAAAGUGUGUGGCCUGAUGACGGAAGCAAGACCAGCCUGUGCGCCUCCGUCGACUCGCCGCUUUCGCCGAAGAUGAACUAAUGGAAGCACGCAGUGACAACGCCAUCAGAGGUUGCAGCCAUUCCGUGUGUAGCUAGUUCAACGAUGACAAAGAAAGACGCACACCGACCAAGCAAAGCUGAACGAUCGAUCGCAGUGCCCGGGGCCGUGCCGCAGUGGGGAAGGGUGUGAAUUCGCUUUCAUGCUUGAGAGUCACAUGUGUCUCACAGCCACCAGCUAGCGCUUGUUGUUUACGUUCACAUCGUUGAAGAUCGAAUCCCGGCCAAGGCGGCCGUAUUUAGAUG